GGCAAAUUACUGAGGUAUUUUUUCCCCAAGAAAAUUCCAAAUGGGGCCAGAAAGAGUGAGACAGGACUGAAAAGACUGCAAUCGCCUUUGCCAGGUCCAUGCUAAUUAAUGACCAAGCACGCACAAAAAGGCGAAAGCCGGUCCCCGCCGUCGGGGAGCGCAAGAUCUAAAGGGGGAGAAAACAAGCCGACAAGCGUGUACCAAGCGAGCGACGUCAGGAUACGUAAGAAGCGGUUAAAAGUGAAGCGCAAAGCCUCUUCUGGCCACGGCGGCGGGGCGGCUACUUCCUGGAUCCAGGCCGAGGCUAGCGGGCCCUUUAACGCCAGUUCGCAGUUUUGAGCUGGGCUUUGGCUUCCCAAGAGUCACAGAAGCCCGGAGUUUCGAGUCACACUUGUCUGUGCUGGGGAGGAAAGCUACGGAAUAGACCGGCCUGCAGGCCCCAACCCGCGCCCUCCCGAGGGCGAGAUCUCAGAGGGGUCGUCUCUGAAUCCUUCACGGAGGAGUUCUGGCAGAAAAAGUGACCGGCUGGGAACUAGCCUCUAAGCCCUCCCAUGUCUUUGUGCCAGGCGGUUUUACAAGCAUCUCUUCUGAUCUUCAUAACAAUGGGAUGGAGGGACCCACCUGCCAGACCAAAACCAUGAAUAGUAAAGGUUUGGAACCACGUGGACAGUCCGCUGUUCUCUCUGUGGAGAAUCGGAUCCUGACCCAGCCUUCCAGCCUGGAAAGUACUGCUUCUGCUAGCCACUUGCUUCAGUCCCUCCGGCCAUCUCACCUGACUGGGCCUUCCUCGAAGGUCAUGGAUACCAGAAACCGACUCCUCUUAGAGCCUGCAACUCUGGGCCACUUCACCAAGUGGCCCAAGAGGAUUCUGGAAGAAACUAAAUCUCUAGAAUCUACAUGUCAGUCACAAACUGUGAAGAAGCAAGGUUUAGAACUGUUUGGACGGCCAACUGUUCUCUCUCUGGAGAACCACAUCCUGGCCCAGCCACCCAGCCAUCUACUUCAGUGCUUCCAACCAUCGCACCUGACUAAGCCUUCCCUAAAGUGCAUGGGUACCACUAAUCACCUCCUCUCAGAACCUGCAGCUUAUAGGAACCAACACUUCCCUCUGGCAUCCUGCCCUGGAGGGACCCUGGAUUACUCUGCUCUAUGCUCCAAGGGGACUCUGGAAGCAACUAAAUCUCUGGAUACCUGGUCCCUCUUCAGGGAAGAAGAACAAAAGCAGCAGAAAGAAGAAGAAGAAGAGGAGGGAAAGCAAGCAGAGGAAGCCAUUCCUUUUUAUAACUUAAGCUUAGGGGAAGAAAAUGUGUCAGAAGAGCCGACUCUGGAGCUGGCUGCAGGGGACUCUGAUGCCCAACCCGAGACCAUGGACCAGGCUUUGCAAAACAAGAAGAUGCUGCUCAUUACCCAGCUGUGCUGUGCUCUGUCCUCCAAGGCAAAUCUGUCGGAGGCUGAAGACUCCACCCGGAAGUUCCUGCUUCAACUCUGCACAGACCUUGCCCUUUUAGAGCCUGAGUUCAUUCUCAAGGCAUCCCUGUAUGCACGACAACAGCUCAACAUUCGAGAUAUAGCCAUCAUGGUUCUAGCUAUAGCUGCCUAUCUACCUGCUUGUCGUCCCUAUGUGAGGAGAUAUUUUUGUGCUAUUGUGCAGCUCCCUUCUGACUGGAUGCAGGUGGCUCGGUUUUUCCAGAGCCUGGCUGAGGAGCCCAAUAGGAAGCUGGCACCUCUGCCUGCCUGUCUCCGUGCUGCCAUGACGGACAAAUUUGCCCAGUUUGACGAGUACCAGUUGGCUAAGUACAAUCUUCGGAAACACCGGGCUAAGAAAAGUCACCAGCGCCCCCGACGUCCCAAGUCAGAAAAGGUGUGCCAAAGGAAGUGGUAUAACUCGACUAUAAUAUACAAGACCUUUUAUAAUCAUCAAAAAUCGUUUAUGAGAGCCUAUCAUGCAGAACCAGUGAAAAAGAAACCAUCAGAUUUUACACUGAAGAAGUUGAUACAGAGAUUGCAUAUCAGGGACCCUGUGCAGAAUGUCAAGGCCCUGCUGGGUUGCAGGUAUCCUUCAGAUAUGCAGUCCUUUGCCCGGAGCCGUCUACCUGGUCCCUGGGAUUUCAGCAGAGCUGGGACCCGGAUGAAGCUCCCACAGCCAGAGACCUGGGAUCGAGUGUUGAGCCAGAAGGGGAACAAAGCCUCUGUCUGGGAGGGGCUCAUUGACAGUGGGAAGUUGCCCUAUAUGGCCAUGCUAAGGAACUUAUGCAGCCUGCUUCGAGUUGGAAUCAGUUCCAGGCACCAUGAACGCAUCUUGCAGCUGUUGGAGCGCAAGGAAUCAGUGAUCCGUAGCCGGCAACUUCCCUUCCGAUUUCUUUCUGCCCAUACAUCCAUCAGUGACCUGGAGCGACAGCUCCUCAAGUCUGGACCAAUUCCCCUUAAUGUAGUUUUAAUGCGGCAGUUAUUGGAAAGGCUGGAAAAGAAAGGCCAGAUACCCAAGCCACAGCAGCAUCUGACUAAUAGAGACCUUCGGUUUGCAAUGUUGGUGCCUGUGCUAUAUGAACACUUCAAAAGGGAAAAGCAACGACUGAAUAAGAUUAACCAAUGGAAGCAAGAUUGGGAGAUGAUGAAGCGCUACCAACAGGCCUUGGAAACAGCUAUGAACCUAUCUGUGCAACACAACUUACCCCCACUACCUGGUCGCACCUUGAUAGUCUGCUGUCCUGGCCGAUCUCAAGAAAACAAACGGAAUCUCCAGAAUCAUGUGCUACUUUUGGUUGCAAUGGUCAUGGCCCGUGCUGAGCAGGCUGAGCUCUUACUUUGUAAAAGGUAUAUUUUGAAAAAAGCUGUGAUUAAUCCAGAAGAAGGUAUCCUGAAGACUGCAACGGAGCUCCAGACCCAGAUAGAGGAAAUGGCUGAAGAGAAAUCAGAAUCAAAAUCAAAUCAUCAUCCAUUUGCUUUAUACAUACUGGAUAUGGUUGCUAGGCGGGUGCCGACAGACACAGUUAUCUUUGUUGGUAACACUAUGGAGGACCCUGAGUUUAUGUCUGCUAAGCAAUUCUUCUGGCAGCGUGUGAAUCCCAAAUGCCUUUUUGUUGGAGUCGAUUUAACUGGGAUGCAUUCUGGUUCACUCAGUAGGAACCCCAAUGAUGUCAUCCUCACAGGCUGCACCGAUGGAAUACUGAAGUUUAUUUCAGAGCGUGGAAUGUCUCGUCUCCUGGAACAUGUGGGCCAAAUGGACAAAAUAUUCAAGAUCCCACCCCAGAGAGGGGAGGCACAGAUUUUCCCUGAUAAGCUGCUAGAGGAGAGGGUCCCAGGCCCCCUGACCCCUGUUCCCCAGCAAAGCUGGCGUAGUGUCCGUGUUUUCAUCUCAUCUACUUUCCGGGAUAUGCAUGGAGAACGGGACUUGUUGCUACGUUCAGUGCUACCUGCCCUGCAGGCCCGUGCAGCUCCCCACCACAUCAAUGUUCGUGGCAUUGAUCUGCGCUGGGGAGUCACUGAGGAAGAGACCCAAAAAGACAGACAAUUGGAGUUGUGCUUAGGGGAAGUGGAAAACUCACAACUUUUUGUGGGGAUCCUGGGCUCCCGCUAUGGCUAUGUCCCUCCCAACUACAGUCUCCCUGAUCAUCCACACUUCUGUUGGGCAAAGGAUUAUCCAUCUGGCCGUUCUGUGACUGAGAUGGAGGUGAUGCAGUUUUUAAGUAGAGGUUCUCGCCACCAGUCCUCCCCAGCUCUCAUCUACCUGAGAGACUCCAGCUUCCUCAGCUCUGUGCCAGAUGCCUGGAAAAUGGACUUUGCCUCUGAGUCAGAAGAGGCUGCGGAGCGAAUCUCAGAACUGAAGAGCUACCUGGACAAGCAGGAGGGUGUUACCUGCCACAGGUACUCUUGUGUAUGGGGAGGGGUGGCUGCAGGCCGGCCAUAUGUGAAGGGACUGGAAGAGUUUGGGCAGAUGGUGUUACAGCAUGUGUGGGAGCUGCUCCAGAGGCUCUAUCUCCAGCCGGAGUCAGGACUGGAAGAGACCACAUCCAUUCAGAAUGAUGACACCAUACAGUCAGCUUUUCAGCAGCUACAGCGUCCACCUUGUCCAGCUCGGCCCAGCCUCCUAAAGGACACUAUCCAGCAGCUACAGCAACGCAGUGGGAGUCUGUGCCUAGUGAUCGGGAAACCUGGACAGGGCAAGACAGCCUUCCUGUCAUCCCUAGUAUCAGCUUUGCAAGCUCCUUCUGGGGUCACCAUGAGCUCCCAAGUAUUCUUCCACUUUGUGGGAGCCCGUCCUGAUCAAAGCUAUGUCCUCAUCUUGCUCAGACGCCUUUGUACUUACCUGCAUCAUCAGCUUCAGUGUUCCAGGCCUUUCCCAACUACCUACCGGGGACUGGUGUGGGAGCUACAGACCCUACUUCCCAAAUCUGCUCAAUCCCUACGCUCUGGCCAGACUUUAGUGCUCGUCAUUGAUGGAGCUGACCAACUGGGAGACCAAAGUGGUCAACUGAUCUCAGAUUGGAUUCCAAAGAUCCUACCUCAGAAAGUGCACCUAGUCAUGAGUAUGUCAGCAAAGACAGGGUUGGGGGACAUCCUUCAAAGUCGUCGAGAUGCUCAUGUGGUGGCCCUAAAACCUCUGGAACCAACAGCACGAGCCCAGUUGGUGAGGCAGGAGCUGGCCCUGUAUGGAAAGCGGCUGGAAGAGACACCUUUCAACAAUCAGAUGCGGCUGUUGUUGGUAAAGCGAGGGGCAGCUCUGCCUCUUUACUUGCGCCUUGCCACUGAUCACCUUCGUCUCUUCACUCUGUAUGAACAGGUGUCUGAGCAACUUCGGGCAUUACCAGCCACUGUGCCCCUGCUACUCCAACACAUGCUCGGCGUCCUGGAGCAGGAGCAUGGCUCGGAUAUUUUGCCUCUUGCUUUGGCAGCCCUCCAUGUCACACGCAGUGGCCUAACGUUGGACCAGCUUCAUGGGGUGAUAAGUACCUGGCAGUCACUACCCUUGGAGACUGUGGAUUGGGCAGAAGCCAUGGCUGCUAGAAACCAAGGAGACCCUUAUCCCAUGGGUCCCUUUACUUACCUCGUCCACAGUCUACGCAGUUUGCUGGGAGCGGGGUCCCUGGAGCUUCCUGGAGCCCGACUGCGCCUCCCUCCUGGGCCCCUGUGUUCAGCAGCCGAGCUGCGCUAUAGGAAGAGACCUGGACUGAAGACCACAGCACACGUCCUCAUUGCAGUUCAGCUCUGGAGGAUGUGUGACCUGGAUGCCUUGGGUACCUUCCAUAACUGCCACCCAGAGGCCCUGAGUGACCUGCCUUACCAUCUGGCACAGAGUGGGAACCAUUCCCUGCUUGCUUCCCUACUCACCAACCUCAAUGUUAUGACUACCUACCUAGAAAUGGGCCUACUCUCCCAGCUGGGGGAAGCCCAUGCUCUAUAUGCAUCUUCAGUCCCUGUGGAUGAGCCCUCCGAGCCAAAUGUCACUGUAUUCCACACAUUCCUGAAGCAGCAAUCCAAGCUGCUCACCCAGUAUCCAGCUCUCCUGGCCCAGCAGGCAGCCAACCAGCCCUCCAACUCUCCUAUCUGCCACCAGGUUUCAAAGCUUUCCCAGAGAUGGUCUUCCCAGCCCAUCUUGCACUGGCUCAACAAGCCCCAGACCAUGGAAGCUCAGCAAAGGUCCAGCCUGUCUUUGGUACCUCCCUCGACUCCUACAGCCGUGAAUCUUUCCCCCAAUGGACAACGGGCAAUUGUGGCUACUGCCAGUGGGAUUGUUCACCUGCUAGACACAUGUACCUGGCAGGAGGAGAAGUCCAUAGUGAGUGGCUGUGAUGGAAUUUCUUCUUGUCUGUGCCCCUCAAAUACCACUCUGUUCCUCGCAGCCUCGGACGGUCGGCUAGAGCUCUGGGAUCUCCAGGGUGGCUGGCGGAUAUUCCAAAUCAAAGCUCAUCAGCUUCAAAUCACUGACUGCUGCCUGAACCCUGAUCACCGGCUUUUGGCUACUGUGUCCUUGGAUAGAUACUUGAAGCUGUGGGACACAAUUCAUGGAAAGCUAGCUGCCCAGCACUUGUUCCAGAAGCCCCUGAACUGUGUUGCCUUUCACCCAGAGGGACAGGUGAUCAUCACAGGAAACUGGGCUGGGUAUCUGAGUGUUCUACAACCGGACAGCCUCAGAGUAAUCAUGGAGCUGGGAGGCUCAGGGUCCUCAGUCUGUUCUGUGACAUUUGCCCCUCAUGGGUCAGUCUUGGCUGCCAGCCAUCUGGAUGGGAUUGUUGAACUGUGGGCUUGGCAGAAAGGAGCACGAUUGGCUGCUUUCCCUGCCCACCAAGGAUAUGUUUCUUCUGCUCUCUUCCUGCAAUCUGGACACCAGCUGCUGACUUCUGGGGAGGAUGGCAAGGUACAAGUAUGGUCAGGAUCCCUGGGCCGGCCCAAAGGAGUUUUGGGUUCCUUUUCCCUUUCACCUGCCCUCUCUGUGGCAAUCAGUCCAGAUCAGACUUAUGUGGCUGUUGGUCAUCAUACAGAUGGCAUCAGAAUCUACAGUACCUCUUCAGGUACGGAGGAGAGUCAUUGCCCAAUGUCAGCCGUGGCAGUGUCUGCACUGGCUUGGUUGAGCGACAGGGUCCUGGUGAGUGGUGGAGAAGAUGGGGAUCUUCAGUGCUGGGUGCUUGGAGAUGUAGCACCCACUUGUCUCUGGCUUUUGCCCGCACACCAGAAGGCUGUAUUGGGUUUAGCUACCUCCCAGACACUCUUUGCCUCUGCCUCAGAGGACUUUACUGUGAGAUUAUGGUCACUGUCCUUCCUGACCCAGCCAGAGAUGAUAGAAGAGCUCCAUGGACAUAAAGGACCUGUCACCUGCUGCAGUUUUAGCCCUGAUGGGAGCAUCCUGGCCACUGGCAGCAGGGAUCAGAGUCUUCAGUGUUGGAAUGUGAGGACACCCGAGGCUCCUGUUUUGAUAAAUUUCCUUCCUGCUUGUCACCGUGACUGGGUCACGGGUUGUUCCUGGACUAAGGAUGCCAUGCUGCUCUCCUCCUCCAAUGAUGGUUCUGUGCGGCUAUGGGACCCUGUGUCUGGCCAGCAACUUGGCCAUUUUCUAGGUCAUCAGAGUGCAGUGAGCACUGUGGUUGCUGUGGAGAAUCAUGUGGUAUCUGUGGACCGGGAUGGGGUACUAAAAGUGUGGGACUUUCGCGGCGUGGAGCUGACAAGUAUUCCUGCCCACUCUGGACCCAUCAGCCAGUGCGUGGCCGUCAAGGAACCUCGUACAGCUGGACAGCCUGGGUCAGAUCUCUUGGUAGUAACUGCCGGACUAGAUGGAGCUACUCGGCUCUGGCAUCCACUAUUGGUGUUUCAGACACAUACCCUUCUGGGACACAGUGGUCCAGUCAUUUCAGCUGCAGCCUCAGAGACCUUGGGCCUUCUGCUAACGGCCUCCAAAGAUGGCUCAGUAAGGCUCUGGUGUGUGCCUGAGAAAGUGGACGACACAGGUGUCAGUGAGAGGCCCACGGCCAUUACUGCUGUGGCCUGGGCUCCAGAUGGUUCCCUGGCAGUGUCGGGCAGCCAGGCUGGGGAACUAACUCUGUGGCAGGAGGCCAAAGCUGUAGCCAAAGCUCAAGCCCUUGGCCGCAUCAGUGCCCUAUGCUGGUCCUCUCCACACACUUUCUUUGCUCUGAUCAAUGACCAAAACCUCAGCAAGUGGCAAAUAGAAAAGGAGGACCUCACGCCCCAAAUUUUCAGCCUGAACUGUAACCUUCCCCUGGACCUGCCAGGCAGGAGCACCCUGUUAUCCAUGGACUUGGCCCCAGAUAGCUGCUCUUUCAUCUUAGCAAAGCCACUUCUGGGGAUGCUGCUUCUGAAUCCAGAUUCUCCUAAUUUAGAGUUCUGGCAUGAAUUCCCUUUCAAUACACACACUCUGCUUUCUACCCACAAGGAAUAUGGUGUGUUUGUCUUGGAUACUCUGGAUGACGUUUCACUCUCUGUCUAUCAGCAGAAAGAGUCAAAUAUAUUGGAGCACAGAGAGAAUUUUAAUCUCCUGCUGGAAAAUCCCAGAGGAACCCCACUGUGGAUAACUCAAGCUAAGCCUGACUCUGGCUCUGCUUUUCUGUGUGCCAGCUCAGAAGGCAUCCUUUGGAACAUGGCAGUACGUACCCCUGAGGGAGAUUGGGACACCAACAACAUAUGGCAGUACACAGAAAAGGAAUUUGAGUUCCGGAAGUUGGAGACCCAGUACUCCAAAAAGAUCCAUUCAGGUUCCGUCACAGCACUCCAUGUGCUCCCUGAACUGCUGCUGACAGCCUCUGAGGACCGAGAUGUGAAGCUCUGGGAGAAAUCCAAUCUACAGCUGCGGGGUCUCUUCCGUUGUGAGGGAGCAGUAACCUGUAUGGAGCCAAGACCUGGACCUAUGUCCACACUGCAGCUGGCUGUGGGAGAUGCCCAGGGCCACAUGUACUUUUUGUCAUGGGAGUAAGAAGGUUGGACAGAGACAAUCGUUUGCCUGAAGACAAAGCCUGAAGAUGCCAUAAUGCCAACUUUUCAAUAUAUUUAUUAUAUAAAAAUAUCAGCAAAAUCACACAUUUCAUAUUAUCUGAUCUGUCAUGGGUGAGCUAAUGUGGAAGGGACAGAAAAUAAAGAAUCUCUUCCCUCACCA
Molecule: messenger RNA, 8599 nt
Organism: Sarcophilus harrisii (Tasmanian devil)
Lineage: Eukaryota; Metazoa; Chordata; Mammalia; Dasyuromorphia; Dasyuridae
Gene: TEP1
Product: telomerase associated protein 1
Exons: 57
Coding region: 608-8419 (2603 amino acids)
Biological process (GO): telomere maintenance via recombination
Cellular component (GO): telomerase holoenzyme complex
Molecular function (GO): telomerase RNA binding; protein binding; telomerase activity
Source: RefSeq, a predicted model, not a curated record